AUGGCCGUCAAUCAGUCGAUGCGGGGCGUUGAUGGAAAAGUCCUCUUUUCUGCCAACCCGCCUAGAGACCUUCAGCCAAAAGAAGUUCUGAUAAAAAUCACACACAGCGGACUCUGUGCCAGUGAUCUCGCCUAUCUUCAAUACGGCUGUGUUCUUGGCCACGAAGGCGUUGGUAUUGUCGAAAAAGUUGGAAGUGAGGUUACUGAUCUCAACAUCGGGGACCGGGUGGGAGGGGGUUAUUUGCGUAGCAGCUGUGGCAAUUGCAGUUACUGCACCUCAGGCCAGGACAUUCUUUGCUACAGCCGUAACAUUUUCGGCGAGGGUGACUUCAACAAUGGCACUCUGGGUCACCAUUUCAUUGCCCAUGAGGGCUAUGUCUAUCCUAUCCCAGAGGAAAUACCAUCCGAAGAGGCAGCCCCUCUUCAGUGUGCUGGUUCUACAGUCUACAGUGCCUUGAUCCAAUACUACAAACAUGGUAUGCGCAUCGGCAUCCUGGGCAUCGGCGGCUUGGGCCACUUGGCAAUUCAGUUCGCCAGCAAACUUGGGGCACAUGUUACUGUCUUUAGCACUACGGCUUCGAAAGAACAAGAGGCCAGACAGUUUGGAGCUCAUCACUUUGUUGUCCUCGGCCAAGAAAAGGAGCAGAUCCAGCAAGCUGUCGACCUCCUUCUUCUGACGGGCAUUACUGAACUGGACUCCAGAUUUAUGGAAAAGGAAGUCCUCGCCCGAGGCGCAUCUAUUGUUGCAAUUGGCUUCACAGGGCCUACUUUCGAAAUUCCCUUUAUGCCAACGUUUUUCAACGGCUAUAAUAUUGUCACGAAUCUGGUGUCCUCCCGUAAGGCUCAUCGGGAAAUGUUAGAGUUUGCUGCGCGCAACAACAUACACCCUGUUAUUGAGAAAUUUCCCUUCAGCAACGAGGGCAUCGCGGCUGGGAUCGAAAAGCUUACUACUGGUAAGAUCCGUUACAGAGCUGUUUUGGUUUGGUAG
Trichoderma aggressivum f. europaeum is the source of this 987-nucleotide messenger RNA. RefSeq lists its product as uncharacterized. Gene Ontology annotation, biological process: alcohol metabolic process. Bases 1 to 987 code for a protein of 328 amino acids. Gene Ontology annotation, molecular function: alcohol dehydrogenase (NADP+) activity; zinc ion binding. The record is from RefSeq and is a predicted model, not a curated record. Lineage: Eukaryota; Fungi; Ascomycota; Sordariomycetes; Hypocreales; Hypocreaceae. The transcript is spliced from 4 exons.